Molecule: messenger RNA, 1047 nt
Organism: Plasmodium vivax (malaria parasite P. vivax)
Lineage: Eukaryota; Apicomplexa; Aconoidasida; Haemosporida; Plasmodiidae
Product: 40S ribosomal protein S15Aa, putative
Exons: 3
Coding region: 212-604 (130 amino acids)
Biological process (GO): translation
Cellular component (GO): cytosolic small ribosomal subunit; ribosome
Molecular function (GO): structural constituent of ribosome
Source: RefSeq, a predicted model, not a curated record
AUUACGUACUGCUCAUCCUGCUCACCAUUUCGCGAACAUUUUUUUUUGCUUAAGAAUUUUAUGCUCACUUUAAAGUUUCUUCCCACAGCUGACCGCUUUUCUUUUGGCGCUGCAUAAGCAUUUAUCAUUCACCCCAAGGGGAGAAAAGAAAUAGAGCUGCCUCGUUUGAAGGAAUCUCUUUUACAAUCAUUUGAAACGAUCCGUAGUCAAGAUGGUGCGAAUGAGCGUGCUGGCCGACUGCCUAAAAACGAUUAACAACGCGGAGAAGAGAGGAAGGCGACAGGUGCUGAUAAGGCCCUCGUCCAAAGUCGUGGUGAAGUUCCUCCAGUACAUGCAGAAGAAGGGCUACAUUGGAAAUUUUGAAAUUGUGGAUGACCACCGAUCGGGCAAAAUUGUGGUCAACCUGUUGGGCCGAAUCAACAAGUGCGCCGUCAUAUCCCCCAGGUACGACGUGAAGCUGGACGAGAUCGAAAAGAUCAUCACCAACAUCCUGCCGAGCAGACUGUUUGGUCACCUAAUCCUGACGACCCCCUACGGCAUUAUGGAUCACGAGGAGGCGAGAAGGAAGCACACGGGAGGCAAGGUGUUGGGCUUUUUCUUUUAAGGUUAAGUAGGCUGCGUGCCUGCUAGGAGGGAAGGCACUCACCCAACCGAUUUGCUGCGAGAGGUGUUAUCUUCCAAACGAGGAUGUCACGUCAGUGGGGCGAGACCCACCCGAGGGGCACCCAAAGGAAGAAGCUAAGCUCAUGCUGAGGAGGUGAACACAAGUAGAAGAGAAUGACCGUACGGAGCGCACAGACCAGCUGCUCCCCCCUCGCCCCUUUGCAAAGGUGCGUGACUGCACACCGCUUCGACGCUUAAUUGGAGAGAAAGUCAUUUUUUUUUUUUUUUUUUUUUCCCAAAUUGAAAUCCGCGCGCGAUUGUCCGUCUGUUUACUACAUCCGUGUGUGCGCGUGGAGUUAUGCACGAGGUCGCGGGCGACCGCACGAAAACAAAGAGUGCCCGGAAGGGGCCAACUGAGCCGAAUGAACUAAAACGAAAUGGAUG